Messenger RNA from Bipolaris victoriae FI3, 231 nucleotides. RefSeq lists its product as hypothetical. NCBI's taxonomy places the organism in Eukaryota, Fungi, Ascomycota, Dothideomycetes, Pleosporales, Pleosporaceae. Bases 1 to 231 code for a protein of 76 amino acids. The record is from RefSeq and is a predicted model, not a curated record. The transcript is spliced from 3 exons.
AUGAAGAUUGCAACUCUCGUACUCCUUUGGGCUACCUCCGCCGCUGCCUGGGAAUGCAGAAACAGAUCUGAGAAGUUCAGGUCCGACAAGGCUGCCGUUACUAAGCAGGGUACCCAGGAGAAAAGCUGGACCUACUGCCCUGAGGCUGCUGGGUGCUGCACGGAUGGAAACGUGUGGUAUGCCUGCAAAAACACAUGCCCAGGUGGUAGGAACUGCGCCAGCGGUUGCUAA